Messenger RNA from Nematolebias whitei (Rio pearlfish), 2272 nucleotides. RefSeq names its product aconitase 1, soluble (gene aco1). Gene Ontology annotation, cellular component: cytosol; mitochondrion. The record is from RefSeq and is a predicted model, not a curated record. Gene Ontology annotation, molecular function: 4 iron, 4 sulfur cluster binding; iron-responsive element binding; aconitate hydratase activity. NCBI's taxonomy places the organism in Eukaryota, Metazoa, Chordata, Actinopteri, Cyprinodontiformes, Rivulidae. Gene Ontology annotation, biological process: citrate metabolic process; tricarboxylic acid cycle.
CAAGGAUUUAAGGGUUUCCAGGUGGCCCCUGAACGCCACAACACGGUAAUCCCCUUCCAGUUUGGUGGUAAGGAGUACAUGUUGAGUCACGGCUCUGUGGUGAUUGCUGCAAUCACCAGCUGCACGAACACCAGCAACCCCUCCGUCAUGCUCGGUGCAGGACUUCUCGCUAAGAAAGCCAUUGAACGUGGUUUGAUUGUGAAGCCAUACAUAAAGACAAGCUUGUCUCCGGGCAGCGGAGUGGUGACCUAUUACCUGAAAGAGAGUGGAGUGAUGGACUACCUGUCUCAGCUGGGCUUUGAGGUGGUUGGCUAUGGCUGCAUGACGUGUAUAGGCAACAGUGGUCCGCUGCCGGAUCCAGUGGUGGAGGCCAUAACACAGGGGGACCUGGUUGCUGCUGGCGUCCUGUCAGGAAACAGAAACUUUGAGGGUCGAGUUCAUCCCAACACCAGAGCCAACUACCUGGCUUCUCCUCCCCUCGUCAUUGCUUAUGCCAUCGCCGGCACUGUGAGGAUAGACUUUGAAAAGGAACCCAUCGCCAUUAACUCAGAAGGCAAAGAAAUUUUCCUGAGGGAUAUCUGGCCCACCCGGGAGGAGAUCCAGGCUGUGGAGAGGAAGUUUGUCAUUCCAUCCAUGUUCAAGGAGGUCUAUGAGAAGAUCGAGAAAGUGAACGAGCGCUGGAACUCUCUUGUAGCUCCUUCUGACAAGCUCUACACCUGGGACCCCAAGUCCACUUACAUCAAGUCACCCCCGUUCUUUGAUGGUUUGACCAUGAAGCUGCAGCCUCCAGAGUCUAUAACAGAAGCCUACGUGCUCCUGAACUUCGGAGACUCCGUCACGACUGACCACAUCUCUCCUGCAGGGAACAUCGCCAGGAACAGCCCCGCAGCACGCUACCUCACUGACAGAGGUUUGACCCCUCGAGAGUUCAACUCGUAUGGCUCCCGUCGAGGCAACGACGCCGUGAUGGCCAGAGGGACGUUCGCCAACAUCCGCCUCUUCAACAAGUUCCUCAACAAGCAGGCGCCGCAAACCGUUCACCUGCCGACAGGAGAGACGCUGGACGUGUUUGACACUGCAGAGCGGUACCGGCAGUCCGGUGUCCCGCUGCUGGUUCUGGCAGGGAAGGAGUACGGUUCAGGGAGCUCCAGAGACUGGGCGGCUAAGGGCCCCUUUCUGCUGGGGAUAAAGGCCGUUUUAGCUGAGAGUUAUGAGAGAAUCCACCGCAGUAACCUGGUGGGGAUGGGGGUGAUCCCCCUGGAGUAUCUGCCAGGAGACACCGCUGACAGCCUGGGCCUGACAGGCCGCGAGCGCUACACCAUCAUCAUGCCUGAGCAGCUCACACCCCGCAUGACCGUACACGUCAAGCUGGACACGGGGAAAACAUUCAAAGUGUGCAUGAGGUUUGACACGGACGUGGAGCUGACCUACUUCCACCACGGAGGAAUCCUCAACUACAUGAUCCGCAAGAUGUCCCAGAACUGAGGUUCUGGUCAUCCACUGCAGCCCAACGUCGUCCAGGAAUCCACAGAUCCCAGAACCUUCCACAGCACUUACCCCAGGAUUGUCCUUUACCUGUCGCCUUGUCCCUGGGACCAGUGGACCGGAGUGGACUGGUUUAUGACUGCCUGGGUCUGCUGUUGGUGCGCAUGCUUCCUGUGACCUGCAGGGGGCAGUAACGCACCAACAAACUCAUUUUACUGCUCUGGACGUCCAGAGGGUUUUAUCAGACCUCCAGGAUCCAUGCUGGGGUUAUUUUAACUAUCACCAAAAGUGGUCUGUUAGCAAAAUAUCUCAUGAACAUCUGGACAGAUUUUAUUGUAACUCACAGAAAGUAAUUAUUGGAUCUGCCUCUGCUGAAUUUAACUUUUGGAUUCCACAUGAUUUGAGAAGGCCACCAGCAGCAUAGCUGUAGUUCUGUCACUUCAACAGUUAAUGAGCUAAAACUAGGUGUGGUAGUAGCUGAGAGUCAUCCUCCAGCUCUCAGAUCACAGGAGCUUCUGCAAUACUGCACAAGAUCCAACAGGAUCAUUUCUGACGUUUGAUGAAGGAGGUUUUAACUGUCCUCUUUCAUCAAACAUGGUUUAACACUGUUAAAGCGAGCGGCGUGCGUUCCUUCAAGGACUGCUGGCCUUUUAAAUGUUUUAAUCUUUUCUCCAUAAUUAGGAAUCCAUGACGUGGUGAGUAAAAGCUCCAAACAGGAAUCAUAUUCCCAUAAAUCUGACCCAGGCUGUGAUAAACCAGUAAAUGUUGGACAUCAAGAGGACGUUUU